Nothobranchius furzeri (turquoise killifish) is the source of this 5439-nucleotide messenger RNA. NCBI's taxonomy places the organism in Eukaryota, Metazoa, Chordata, Actinopteri, Cyprinodontiformes, Nothobranchiidae. The record is from RefSeq and is a predicted model, not a curated record.
GCAGUCGUAAUCUGUUGUGCACAAAAAGCAGGCCAGAAUAAAACACCACUCGCUGAUCUGGAGGCCUGAGCCUCGUUUUGUCGGUUACAGCGACGCAAAUACAUCACAGAAAGGCAGUGGAGACAUGAGGCUUGGCGUGUAGACGGGCUGAUGGAUUUUACUGGCGCUGACUGAAAAGAACACCUCGUGGAUAAGUUUCACCACAGGUAGAGCUAGCUGCUAGCUAAACACGGCUAAAGAAAACCUGCUUCCACUUCAGGAUCUGGGACUGAUUCAUCGUGUGUUCUGCACCACCUGGACCUGGACAGCAUGGACACAGUUUCAAGAAAGAGAGAGGAUGCUGAAGAGAAGUCUUUGUUCUUACAAUUUCAUCAGCAGCAAAUAGAAGACCAAAAUGUCACAGCCAGGAGCUCAGAUGACCAGGCGACAGCAGAAAUUGGUGGAAGGGCAGAAACUAGCAGGAACCUAGACAUGAACCUUCAUGAGCAGACAUGUGAUUCUUCAGAGUUGGCAAUUAGUGGAGAUGAUGAUGAUGAUGAUGGUGGUGGUGGUCAUGUGAAUCACAACUCUGAGCUGUCAGACUCAAAGUCUGAAACUAGAGAUGAAGACAACGAUUGGAAUGAGAGAAGGUCUUCUGAGUCAGAUGUUAAGACUGUCAAAUCCUUUAGCUGCCCUGAGUGUGGUAAACAAUUUCUUCAUAAGUCGUCCCUCCAGAAACAUGUGAGAGUGACAAGUCAUCCAGCAAUAAGGUCUUCUGGCUGUUUGGUUAAUAAGAAAUGUGUUAGAGGGAAGCAAUGCAUAGACCCGUGCAGGAAAGUCCAGAAAGAACUAAAAUCAUUUUGUUGUGAUGACUGUGGAAAAAGAUUUAGUACAAAAUCACAUUUAAACGGUCACAUGGAGGACCACACAGGACAGAAACCUUUUGCCUGUGAUCUCUGUGGACAUAGAUUUACACAUAAGUUCAGUUUAAACAGACACAUGAGAGUCCACACUGGACAGAAGCCUUAUGCCUGUGAUCUCUGUGGACAUAGAUUUACCCAUAAGGCCAGUUUAAACAGACACAUGAGAGUCCACACUGGACAGAAGCCUUAUGCCUGUGAUCAGUGUGGAAAAUGUUUUAGCCAUAAGACAACUUUAAACAGUCACAUGAGUGUCCACACAGGACAGAAGCCUUUUGCCUGUGAGCUCUGUGGACAAAGAUUUAAUCAAAAGACACAUUUAAACAGUCACACAAGAGUCCACACAGGACAGAAACCUUUUGCCUGUGAGCUCUGUGGAAAAAGAUUUAGCCGAAGCACACAUUUAAACACACACAUGAUAAUCCACAGAGGACAUAAGCCUUUUCCCUGUGAGCUCUGUGGACAAAAAUUUGGCUAUAAGAGCAUUUUAAACAGUCACAUGAGAAUCCACACAGGACAGAAGCCUUUUGCCUGUGAGCUGUGUGGACAAAGAUUUAGAUGUAAGUCAGGUUUAAACAGUCACAUGAGAGUCCACACAGGACAGAAGCCUUUUGCCUGUGAGCUGUGUGGACAAAGAUUUAGCUGUAAGUCAACUUUUAACAGUCACAUGAGAGUCCACACAGGACAGAAGCCUUUUGCCUGUCAGCUCUGUGGACAAAGAUAUAGCCAAAGCAAACAAUUAAACCGUCACAUGAGAGUUCACACAGGACAGAAGCCUUUUGUCUGUGAGCUCUGUGAAGCAAGAUUUAGUUGUAAAUCAAGUUUAAACAGUCACAUGAGAGUCCACACAGGAGAGAAGCCUUUCGUCUGUGAGCUCUGUGGACAAAGAUUUAGAGAUAAGACAACUUUAAACGGGCACAUGAGAGUUCACACAGGACAGAAACCUUUUGUCUGUGAGCUCUGUGAAGCAAGAUUUAGUUGUAAGUCAAAUUUAAACAGUCACAUGAGAGUCCACAGAGGAGAGAAGCCUUUUGUCUGUGAGCUCUGUGGACAAAGAUUUAGACAUAAGACAACUUUAAACGGGCACAUGAGAGUUCACACAGGACAGAAAGCGUUUGUCUGUGAGCUCUGUGAAGCAAGAUUUAGAUGUAAGUCAAGUUUAAACAGACACAUGAGAGUCCACACAGGACAGAAACCUUUUGUCUGUGAGCUCUGUGAAGCAAGAUUUAGUUGUAAGUCAAGUUUAAACAGUCACAUGAGAGUCCACACGGGAGAGAAGCCUUUUGUCUGUGAGCUUUGUGGACAAAGAUUUAGACAUAAGACAACUUUAAACGGACACAUGAGAGUUCACACAGGACAGAAAGCUUUUGUCUGUGAGCUCUGUAAAGCAAGAUUUAGUUGUAAGUCAAGUUUAAACAGUCACAUGAGAGUCCACACAGGACACAAGAAACUCAUUUAACUACAAGAGUUCCAAAUAGGGACUUUUUUAGUUUUAGAUAUCAGUCUUGUACCCCUGGUUAACUGUCCUUUAUCCAGGCUGCACACUGAAAGCAUCAGAUGGCACGGAACAUCAGUGGAACGGUGUACUCGCGACAAUCACUGCACUCGAGUGCACAUGGGGAGAGUCUCAGCAGCGAAGCAGCAGGAUCACAAAAAGGCUCCCUCUAGACUUCAAAGGUUACAAUUUGUUUAUGCAAUCCACCAUCAAACCAAAAAGAAAGAAAUUACAUUGUUGCUGUUUGAUGUCAUAUAUGAUGUUGUUCCUCUCCACUGCCAGGAAAAAAACAACGAAAACCCACCGCUGCACUUCUGGAACAAUACUGCGAGUAAAUAAGUUGUAAGGUCACACGUAAGCUUCAUAUAUAUGAAAUAGCAUUAGCUGCAGUACUUUUAUUUUGAAAGUUACUGGGGAUUUUACACUGAAACCGUGUGUGAUUUCCAGUCUGGCCUUAUGUUAACUGCGGUAAUUGACGCAUCCCAGAAGUGGGAAAAAAAGAACCUGAUUCUAUCUUUAGCAGUAUGCUGCACCACGCUGCUUCUGGGACGCGUCUGAAAAUUGCAGCGUCGCAGCUGGAUUGUUACACUCCAUAGACUAUAAUGGAUUCUAUUUUAAGCAAUGCCGUUUCGCUGUCUUUCCGUGCCGCUGAUGCUUCCAGUGUGCAGUAGGGAUCAGCGUUAACUGUCCUAGAUCAUGGCUGGAUUCAGGAUGUGAGCCACCUCUUUUAGAGUAAAUUGCAGAUUAGUCUCCCUUAAACCAAUGUUUAGAGAAACAUAACAGGAGUGUGUUUUAAAUAAAAAUUUACACAAACAUGAAUUUAGGCUCAUUUUUGUAAGAAAAAUAUUUUUCUAUCAAACCAGAAGUGGCGUAGGCAAAGGGAGACGUGUUAGCUUGAUCCAGAAAAUAAUAUGGAUUUUAAUGCUAGCUCUGACACAGAGGAAGCUUUAAAAUGUUUAAUACUUACUAGUAGGGUUGUCACGGUAUGAAAAUUUAACCUCACGGUUAUUGUGACCAAAAUUAUCACGGUUUUCGGUAUUAUCGCGGUAUUUUUUAAACGGUGUUGCAUAUGUUCAGAAAGCAUUGAUAGUCCUGUUCUACACAAACUGAAAUAGUUUUGAAAAGGUUUAACAGUGUUUAUUAAACCUAAAAUAACACAAAGUCUUAGCAAAAGUGCAACUUUUCACAAGUAAAGGAACAAAUGGCUUCUUUUUCUGGAACAUGUUACGGUAGUCAGUGCAGGUUUAAAUUAUACAAAUCCAAACAUUCAAAACAUAAACAAUAUGUAAACAAAUCAAAGAAACACCACUUGUUUUCUUCAUUAUCAAAAUGAAAAUCUAAAACUCCAGUCCACACUUGACUUGAGCACUGUACAAGUCAACCUUAAAAAAUAUGUAUUUAAAAUAAAUAGCCACUUUAAACAAAUUACUAAAAUAACUACUACACUAUGUAAUCAAAUCCAAACGUUCAAGUAUAAAUGGCAUUGAAUAAGUAAACAAAUCAAUGACAAGGAACUAAUUGUAUAUUUCUCUUCAUCAUCAACAAAUAAGAUGCUUCAUCCAGCAACAGGGUGUCCGUGACACGGUUUAAAUGCUGGCAGAGGACGCUGCGGCUGCAGUAUAUAGUGACUCGUUGCAUUCUCCCUCAACCAAAAGUCCUCACGUCAUGCAUUUAAGCUAAAAUGCUAAUGUUAACUUACCUUGCACUGGCUGUAGAGACGUGGGUGAUGGUCACGCAGAUGUGCCAUUAGAUUCGAAGUGUUGCUGCCUUUUGCAGACACUUGUUUCCUGCACGUUCUGCAAACGGGAUAGCAGUCUUCUAUUAACUGUCCCUCAGCAUUGUACAGAAAUCCAAAAUAUGCCCAUACUUCCGAUUUAGUCUUCUUUGAGGGCUGAUGGGUGUCCUGGGCGCUGCCAUCUCUUCCUUCGGCCAUUAUUUCAGCUUCAAAGUUUUGGUGCCGUUGCAAACUAAAAAGUGCGUGUGCGCCGCAGGAACUUCAGCUGAAGCGACGGUGGCUGGUAAGCGUCAUCGCGCCGAAACCGCGGCCACGGUAAACCCACCGAGAUAAUUUAGUUUUUUAAAAACUGGACGGUUAUUUUUAUUGUCAACUUUUUUACCGGGGUUUACCGCUAUACCGGUUACCGUGACAACCCUACUUACUAGUUUGCUUGCCCGUGCACAUGCACAGGUUUUACGAAGGUGCGUGGCAUUGUGGGGCAGCUGUAGCUCAACAGGUUGAGCGGGUUGUCCAUUGAUCGGAAGGUUGCAGUUUCGAUCCCGGCUCCGGACAGAGAAUGCUGCUGUUGUGUCCUUGGGCAAGACACUUAACCCACCUUGCCUGCUGGUGGUGGUCGGAGGGUCCGCAGGCGCCUGUGCUCGGCAGCCUCGCCUCUCAUCCCCACCAGUGUAUGAAUGUGUGUGUGAAUGGAUGAAUGAUACACUGUAGUGUAAAGCGCUUUGGAGUCCUUACUCUGAGAGGCGCUAUACAAGUGUGGAUCAUUGUAAAAGGUGUGAGCAGUUGCCCAAGUCCCUUUUUAUCAAUAUUGUGCUAACAGCGCUGUGGCUCAACAGCGGCGGCACGUACAUUUAGGAAGCCACUCGAGAUGGUGGUGUAAGUGUUUGUUUGAGAAAUUCUGUAAUUUCAUACAGCUAGUAAUAUUGUAAGAUGUGUUUACAACAGGUUCUGAAAACUUAAUGAUGAUUAUAUUUUUUGCCAGUAUUAUGUAUGAAUGUUUAUAUCCAUUGUUUUGUGGUUAUGUACAGAAAGUAGUCAAAUGUAUGUUUUGUUGUCCCAAUUUAAUCAGUAAGUUACAGCAUAACAUGGUAAAUGGCCUGUAUGACACCCUCCAAGCAACACAGACGCAAGUGAUUUCUUUUACGGGCUUUUUGAAUGUCUUUCAUCGUUGACCUCUUCUGUCUUUCUUUCCAAAGACCUUUAAACCGUGAAACUGAAUAUACAGGAUUUUACAGUUAGAACAAAUACAAUAAUGUGCAACAAAAAUAAAGACAAAUAAAUACCUCGUUGGCUGUUUGCUCAAAACAAAA